This is a messenger RNA of Phytophthora sojae, 690 nucleotides long. RefSeq lists its product as hypothetical. NCBI's taxonomy places the organism in Eukaryota, Oomycota, Peronosporomycetes, Peronosporales, Peronosporaceae. The transcript has 4 exons. The coding region runs from base 1 to 690 and encodes 229 amino acids. The record is from RefSeq and is a predicted model, not a curated record.
AUGAAGCUGCCGCAAUUUUGCAUGAAGUUGAGCGACGCAGUGUAUGGUUAUAUUGAUAGCCAAACCGAGGAGCGGAUCGCCGCGUCGUUUGUCAAGAACGACGCUAUGGACGACCCUGAUGAGAUUGCCCGGGCGACGUUUGAGCCAAGCAGCGCGAGCUAUGGUUCGAGCAGCGACGCAGCUAAACCAGCUGGACGUUCGAUGGCUCUUCCUUCCCACCACAGUAUCAUGCAGAAGAACACGAUCCGGAAGAAGUACCGAGAGAUGGGGCCGAAUCCUGACCUUAAAGCGCUUCACGACUGGGUGGCCAACCACUGUGGCCGCAUCUCUUUGACGGCGCUGAAGGACAUCGUGGAGCCGCCUGAACAAGUCAUUAGCCGUCGAUACGGCCUUUGUGCUCUAAAUGGCACCGCAACCGCCAGCGCAAGCGAGCUAAUGGUGAAUGCUGGUGCAGCAGCUGCCGAAGCCGAAACUCCAGUUGCAUCGGCCUUCGAAAAGGCAGAUGUCGAGGCGAGGGUGAAGUUGGGAUUGGAGAACUCAGACCUUAAGGAAAAAGCGGAGAAUCUUGAUUCAGAGAAGGCGGGCUUCGUAGGGACGGUAGCGGGGUUAGAGGACGAGAAUGCAGUGCUCAAGGAGAAGAUGAUCGCGACACAGAUAACUACGGCGGAACUCAACGUGACUUUGAUGUGA